Fundulus heteroclitus (mummichog) is the source of this 5334-nucleotide messenger RNA. It is a transcript of the gene wdr26b, whose product is annotated as WD repeat domain 26b. Gene Ontology annotation, cellular component: GID complex. Gene Ontology annotation, biological process: proteasome-mediated ubiquitin-dependent protein catabolic process. The coding region runs from base 353 to 2182 and encodes 609 amino acids. The transcript is spliced from 14 exons. Gene Ontology annotation, molecular function: protein binding. Lineage: Eukaryota; Metazoa; Chordata; Actinopteri; Cyprinodontiformes; Fundulidae. The record is from RefSeq and is a predicted model, not a curated record.
GAAACAUCAACAAAAACGAGCUGACAUUAGGCUCCGAGUCUGGCGACCAGGCAUUCAAUCUGGAAGCGUCACCUACAUUUCCCACCCGGAGCUUCGCCGGUUUCUAACCACGGCCGCUCUCGGUGAGGAAACUCUGGCCUCCGCUUCCUCCUCCUCCGACUCGGACACCGGCGGAGCGUCGCCGCCCCCGCGGAAGAAACACCGAGCCUCGGCGGCGGAGGGAGCAGGAGAGCCCGGGGCUUCAGCCGUUGUGACAGGCCUCUCUGGAAUUGUUCUGGGACUUGCCGCAAACUCUCAAACCACCUCCACCAUCCACUUUAAUCGCAGUCUUGUGAACAACUUUAGCAGCAGCAUGCAGUCAAACGGGGCAGGACAGGGGCAAGAAUCCGCGGAGCUUCCCUGCCUGAACAGCGCACAAAACGGGGAGUCAUCCUCGGCCGGUGGGACCCACUCAAACGGGCUUCUGUCGAACGCGGACAACGGGAACGGCGUCGGCACCAGUAACGGCUCUUCGGUCGGCCCCUGCUCGGGGACGUCGGCCACCUCCACGGCCUCGAGCUCGGAGGUGGGCUCGCUGAAGAAGAAGAAGCGGCUGUCGCAGGCGGAGGAAGAUGUCAUACGAUUAAUAGGGCAACAUCUCCACGGACUAGGGCUGAAUCAGACGGUGGACCUGCUGAUGCAGGAAUCGGGCUGCAGACUGGAGCACCCUUCAGCGUCCAAAUUCCGCAACCACGUCAUGGAAGGGGAGUGGGACAAGGCUGAGAAUGAUCUCAACGAGUUGAGAGCACUGAUGCAUUCGCCCAACGCUAUUGUGCGGAUGAAGUUCCUGCUGCUGCAACAGAAGUACCUGGAGUAUCUGGAGGAUGGCAAGGUCCUGGAGGCUCUGCAGGUUCUCCGGGGAGAGCUGACGCCGCUCAAAUACAACACAGAUCGGAUCCACGUCCUCAGCGGGUACCUAAUGUGUAGCCACGCCGAGGAUCUCCGGGCCAAGGCAGAGUGGGAGGGCAAGGGCACCGCCUCGCGCUCCAGGCUGCUGGAUAAACUACAGACCUACCUGCCCCCCUCUGUGAUGCUGCCCCCUCGGCGACUGCACACUCUGCUGCGGCAGGCCGUGGAACUGCAGAGGGAUCGCUGUCUUUAUCACAACACCAAGCUGGACAACAACCUGGACUCGGUCUCCCUCCUCCUCGACCACGUCUGCAGCAGGAAACAGUUUCCCUGUUACACCCAGCAGAUUCUGACAGAGCAUUGUAAUGAAGUGUGGUUCUGCAAAUUCUCAAACGAUGGCACCAAACUAGCAACCGGCUCCAAAGACACUACUGUCAUAAUUUGGCAGGUGGACCCGGAGAGCCACCAACUGAAGCUGCUGCGGACCCUGGAGGGGCACGCAUACGGAGUCUCCUACUUGGCCUGGAGUCCCGACGACACCUACCUGAUCGCCUGUGGACCUGAUGAUUGCUCUGAGCUCUGGCUCUGGAAUGUUCAGACGGGGGAGCUGCGGACCAAGAUGUCCCAGUCCCACGAAGACAGUCUUACCAGUGUGGCCUGGAAUCCUGACGGCAAGCGCUUUGUCACCGGAGGACAAAGGGGCCAGUUUUAUCAGUGUGACCUGGAUGGUAACUUGUUGGACUCCUGGGAGGGCGUGAGAGUUCAGUGCCUGUGGUGCCUGAACGAUGGGAAGACUGUGCUGGCCUCGGACACCCAUCAACGUAUCAGAGGGUACAACUUUGAGGACCUCACAGACAGAAACAUAGUUCAAGAGGACCACCCUAUCAUGUCUUUUACCGUUUCAAAGAACGGUAGAUUAGCUUUGUUAAAUGUAGCAACUCAGGGAGUGCACCUGUGGGAUCUUCAAGAUCGGGUGCUGGUGAGGAAGUACCAAGGUGUGACCCAGGGCUUCUACACCAUCCACUCCUGCUUUGGAGGACACAACGAAGACUUCAUCGCCAGUGGCAGCGAAGACCAUAAAGUGUACAUCUGGCAUAGGCGUGGCGAACUUCCUAUUGCCGAGCUCACAGGCCAUACACGCACCGUUAACUGUGUGAGCUGGAACCCAGCCAUCCCGGGCCUCAUGGCGUCGGCCUCAGACGACGGCACCGUGCGCAUCUGGGGCCCCGCUCCGUUCCUCGACUCGCAAGAGGCGGACGGACUCAACGAAAACAGCAGUAACAUGGACAGUUGAUGGUGACCUUCAGAGCUGAGGAUGUCUCAAUUUGACAACAAUCCCAAGAAUUCUACAGUAAAACAAAAAACGUAAAUGGGCAAAUCAAAAUUGAUCUCACCAGAAAGAAAGUGAAGAAAACCCAACAAAUGUCACCGACCCAUCAGAGAAAAACAAAAGUGAGGGGGGGAGAAAAAAAAAGUGGCUCCGGACCGGCCUCGACAAAUGGUGGACGCGAUGACGGAUUCCCUGGAAUUUCAGGUCCCAAAAAAAAAAUUUAAAAAUUUGGAUCCCUUUCUAAAGGCCUGGAAAGUCUGUAAAUGCUCGGUGGGAUCCUCCUCUGAUGAACUCUUAACAGCUGUUCUCCUCACUUCUAACUGACCCCCUCGUCCUCCACGUCGUCCCACAUUCAGUGGACAUGCCAGGUCUCUGCAAGUAUCUGAGGAAAUCCAUGUCCACCUCCGAGCUCGGGGGGGAGGGGCCCGCUGCAUCCUCGCGACGCCUCCAGACGGACAGGGCGGACCAGCCCUCUCCUUGCCGGACUACAUCCGUCUGCCCGUUUGUCUCAGACUCUCUAAUGUCUCCAUGGACAUGGGUGGGGAUCUGUUGUCGGGGGAGGACGGUGCAUAGGGGGCUCUAGUAGGUCAUCUGUGUGUGUGUUUUUUUUCUUUACCCUUUUUACUUGCUAAAUUCUUCGGUCAUUUGGACAAAAGCUGAAAGUUCACGGUGAAACCAUCGACCCGACCAGCUGACAAAGAACACCAAUAGGCUAUGCUAACUGUUUGAAGUUUUUUUUUUUUUUUUUUUAUGAUAGUCAUAGCGUUCAUUCUUGUUUAAGAGGCGAACCUUAGCUCAUCUAGUGCCCAAGGAAAACUUCAGCGUGAAGAUUCCACUUUGUUUCUCAGCAUUAAGAGGGGAAAAAAAAAAACUUUUAUCCCCCGCUUUUAACAUCUAUCACGGACAGCUCCCCCCCCCCCAUUCCCUCCCUCAUGUCGAGCUAGCCUGUGCACAACUCCCCGUUACAUCUGCCUAGGAGGAGGACAGAGUGAUCCACAGGUUACAUAUCCACUGUGAGGGGGUCACACACUGUUGGCGAGGUGUGCUUUCCACCAUCGAGACAUGCAUAUAUAUAGAUAUAUAUAUAAAACAGAGACCUUUCUCAGAAAGAGACGCUUUCAGACGUGGAGUGCAACUUCAUUUGCACGCUUAGUGACUGCUGUCCCUCCUGUGUGAGAGUGGAUGCGUGUGAGUGUGAGUAAUAGUGACAGAGUGAUCUUUUUCUUUUUUUUUUUUUUUUUGCAUGCACACAGUAGAGCGAGAGUGGACCUUAUUGGGUGCAGAUUUAAUUGGCGCGUGUUUUGUUUUUUCUUGUACGUGUGCAAGCUCGCACCAGCAGAAGAUUCUCUCCCCCCUCUUCUCCCUCAUCAGCUGUUUUCAUAGUAAGAUUAAGGAUUUUAAACCAGUUCUGAGUUAUCCAAAGCCCCAUAGGGACCUCCAUCUGUGGAACAAAGAGAACAAAAGAGCCAUUUUGUAAAAAAAAUAAAUAUAUAUAUAUCUUUUUCUUUUAAUAUGGGGCUUUAAUUUUUACAUUAGAAUGUGUUUUGUCCUCAACGAUGCAGCAUUCAACUGGCACUGAGAUGUUGACAUCAGACAUGUUGGGUGAAGCAAAGCAAAAUCCGAAGAAAAAAAAACAACAACAAUGCUAUUUAAGCGAGACGUCUAUAGAAGGAGGCUGAAUGGCGCCACCAGUGGGCAUGGGCCGGUGUGAGACUUCAAGGUAUCACAAUAUUACCAGAAAACUAUAAAACAAAAAGAUCCAGUUUUUUUUUUUUUUUCUUAAAACAAAACGCCAACAAUUAUUCUUACUCCCGCUAAAAUAUGAUCACAAAUGUAUAAUUGCAGGUAUAAUAAUGUUGUAUUUAAUAUUUAUUUAUUAUUCUGAUUUUGAUCAAUUUGACUUGGAACAAAAAUAUAGACACCCACUGCGUUUUAUUAAUGAUGUUUUAUUUUUAGGAAAAAAAAUAUAUAAUUUUUCGGGAUCCGACGCCUUUUUUCCCUUCUGAUCUUCAGAGUAAGAGAAGCAGGGCGAGCUGAGAUGAUUGGUUGAUUAGUUGAACCACCUGCGCUGGUAGCCGGCCUGCAGUCGGCUCCUCGACAAGCUUUCCAUCUGUAGUUUUAAAACAGCGUUGCCGUGUAAGAGUGAUUGCUGGAGCUACUUUAGUUGCCAAAAUAACCCGCUGGAAUAGAGAAAUGUUUACUCUGUGCUCCAUUCAGCUUCAGAUCAUUCUCUUUUUCUCUGGCAUCCUAUUAAAAUUACUUUACACAGGAAGACUGGAUGGACUUGCGGUUUUAGGGCUGUAACUUUCUUUUUUUUUCUUUUUUUUAAUGUUCAAAUACCAUGAUACCGUUAACCGGCCCAUGCCCAGUUAUCAGCAAAAUAUUGUUCCCUCAGAGAAGUUAUCUGUCCAGUUGUUAAUAGAAAGAUGAGGCACCAAUAACUAAAGCGGCACCCUGAGCGCGUAGUUUGGGACUUUUGCAAUUCUGAAUCAAAACACAAUCUGCCUUUUCUGUUCCUACAGUUGCACAGACCCCCCCCCCCCCCCCCCCCCCCCCCCCCCUCGGUAUGUAUGACUCCCUCACUGCACUUUGAGUGGUCUUUCUGCUCUCCUGCACAGUGACGCUGUGGCAGAAAUCUUCAGUUUGGUUUCCACAGGGGGAAAAAAAAAAAACAAAAAAAGGGUUACAUUGGUAAAAAAAAAUCCAACACCUAACAGGAGAUUUUCAAGAGUGAGUCAAGUCCUCACCAUGCCUCUAUGCACCCGAUGUGAGCGACCGGCCCAAACGUGAUGAAACUCAGCAUUAUAAAGGCGUUGCAGCCUCGUCUUGAAGGUACCACCCUGGGAGCUUAGAGUUCAGCACCAACAGCCCCCUUUGCUCUCCAGCCAAGUUAUUCAGUGGUCUUUGCACCAUUUAAAGCUUUCUUCCUCCCUUAUUUCAGGGUAUGUAAUGACAAUUCGCUACAGACUGAUAUAGUAAAAAUGUUUAAACCAGUGCUUUUGUCUGUUUUUAUUGAACUUUUUUGUUACUUAAUUUUUUUUUUUUCUUUUUGUUCACGUAUAUCAUUUUUGUUUGAUCUCUAUCCCUGUAUGAUCAUAUUAAAAUAUAACCAGACA